Molecule: messenger RNA, 2178 nt
Organism: Lodderomyces orthopsilosis Co 90-125
Lineage: Eukaryota; Fungi; Ascomycota; Pichiomycetes; Serinales; Debaryomycetaceae
Exons: 1
Coding region: 1-2178 (725 amino acids)
Biological process (GO): rRNA processing
Cellular component (GO): nucleus
Source: RefSeq, a predicted model, not a curated record
AUGUCAAUCAACAUAGUCCUCGAGGAGAUCAAAAUCUCUCCAUCUUCAAUUAUACCAGUAUUAUCCAUCCUUCAUAAUGAGAAGCAACAACUUGAUCAAAUUUCGAAAGCGGAUCUCACUCAUUUAAUUUCACGAACAUUGCAAUUAUGUCGAUCACCAAAUAUUUACAAUAAAUGGUGUGGAGUCAGUAUCAUCAACGUAUUGAGUGAUAACUAUAUCGUCUUGGCUAAUGAAGGUACCAAUUUUAUGACUAUGUUGAUUACAAUUUUAGAAUCGUACAACAACACCAUUGAUGUUAUAAUUUUGAAAACUUGUGUGGAAAGUUUGAAUAAAUUAAUUAGAGUCAUUAGAAAUAAACCAGCAUUGACAAGAGAAAUAUUGACGCCUAAAUUAAGCACCAUUAUAACCCUUUAUUUGAAGAAUUUGCAAUAUGCACCCAACUUGUGUAUCAAAUCACUUUACCAAAUCAUCAAGCACCACCCAACUACAUUUAGACCAUUUGCUAAUAAAUUCAGUGAGAAAUUGUAUGCAUUGAUGCAAAACGGCGGGUUUGUUGAGUAUCCUACCCCUUUACAAAAAACAAUCUGUAAAGCAUUGGCUAUUUUACCAAUGGUUGAAAAGAAUGAACCUGAAGCAAAAUGGGCUUUAGAUGUCGAUAAUAUCAUUGCUGAAAUAAAGGGUGUUAUUGAGAUCUAUGAUGAAUUUCUAAACUUCCGUGAUGAUUCUGAAUUGAAGAAAUUGUUACAAAAGUUGCCCCAAUCAAACACUAAAGUAUUUUCAAGCUUAGAGAUUGAUUUGAAUGAAUCAAAGACACUCUUGCAGAUUAGUUCUCGAGUUGAAAUUUUGACAAAGUUGUUAGGAACGUACCUAAACGAAGGAAUAUCCAGUGUCAAAGUACCAUUGGGUAAAGUCUUUGUUCUAAUUGAAAUGAUUUGUUCAAUUAACAUGAGAUAUUUAUCAUUCAAAAGUGAUGUUAGAGAUACAGAGAUUAAAGGUUUGAUUAAAAAGACAUUGUACUUGAAUUACCAAAGUGCGCUUGGAUUAUUGAAGAGCCUCUUGGUGUUUAAAGGUUCAUUGAUUCCUCAUCUAUCUUCAUUAUGGUCAUCAUUGGCUUAUAUUGUUCCGUUAUCUAAGUCUGGUAAAGUGUCAUCAACAGAUGUAUUGAACAAUGAGGCAUUAUUUACAGAUUUAUUGAGCUGUGUUAGUGACUAUCUACAAUUAAUUGGUGUCUUUGCAGAUAACACUUUAUUGGUUCCAUUUGUUGAUGUUGCAUUGUCUUUAUCGGAACCAAGAUCGGUUCCUGCAAAACCAAAGGGACAACCUAUCCCUACACCACAACAGAAAAAGACCAAAAAGAAGAAUGUCUCAUCAGCUCCAUUAUCUGAUAUCCUUUCCCACGAGCAUUUAUUCACUCAAUCUCGUUCCAAGCAUCUAUUGCACGUGGUCAGAACAUUUUUUGACCAGGUUAUUAAAAGAUCAGAACUACCACCAACUCAGCACUACAAAGUUGUCAAAGUUGUUAUUCAAGAAUGUGUUGAAGCAGCCGCUGGAAAUUAUGAAUCUACAGUACCAGGAUCCUUUAGAAGAUUGUUGAGGAGUACAGUAUUGAAUCCAGGUUAUGACAAAUACAACGUCCUACCAAUCGUUUCUUCAAUCAUACCAAACGAUGAAUUGUUGAGUGUGUUUAGUAAUCCUAGAUUACCACCCUUACCAAAACACGUUACUGUCUUUAAGGAGCAAGAAGAGCAAGAUGCCGAUUUUGAAAAUGUGCCUGAGCCUGAAGUGGAGGCUCAAGUGAGUUCUAAAGAGUCAGCAAUCUUGAAAUUGUUAGAUGAACAAAGACAACAAGAGAAAAAAGAUAGUACUAGAUCUCGGGAAACAACUAAUGCUUCAGUCUCUACAGAAUUUAGUGUAAAGAGGGUAGUCAAUGACGUUGUGUCGGAGAAUCGCAGCGACAAGAAGAGGAAGGUUGAAACAGUUCAAGCUGAUUUCUCAUUCAAACCAGAGUCCUUAAAGAAUGAUUCUGCGCCAAUUGAAGAAAAUCCCAAAGAGCCUGUUGUGGAGACAGAGUUGCAUACUGCUGCAUCUUCAACGGUAUACGAUAAUGCUGAUGAGCCUGAUUUUGAAAUGCCCGAAAUUAAUAUGGAGGAGGAUUCAGAGGACGAAGACGAUGAGUAG